This is a messenger RNA of Alligator sinensis (Chinese alligator), 3167 nucleotides long. RefSeq names its product phosphodiesterase 5A (gene PDE5A). The record is from RefSeq and is a predicted model, not a curated record. Gene Ontology annotation, biological process: signal transduction. Lineage: Eukaryota; Metazoa; Chordata; Crocodylia; Alligatoridae. Gene Ontology annotation, molecular function: 3',5'-cyclic-GMP phosphodiesterase activity; protein binding. Bases 132 to 2624 code for a protein of 830 amino acids. The transcript is spliced from 21 exons.
GGAGAGGGGAUGCGCUGGGGCCCGGGAAGAAUUGCCCCCUCUCCUCCGCCCCGCUCCUCCCUUGCCCCCCGCUCUGCUCCUCUGCCCCCAGAGCCAGCCUCAAGCCUCCCCCUGGCACCCCAAGCGGGGGCAUGGACAGCGCGGGGCCAGGAGAAAUGGUCAAUGCAUGGUUUGCUGAGAGAGUUCAUCCUAUCCCAGUUUGCAAGGAGGGAACCAAAACCCACAGUGAAUCUUGCUCUUGCUCUGCUCAACUGUUUACCUGUGCUGAGAUCACCAACCCUGGUACCCCAGCUAGGAAAAUCUCUGCCUCUGAAUUUGAUAGGCCUUUAAGACCUAUUGUUGUCAAGGACUCUGUAGGAACCGUGAGCUUUCUCUCAGACUCUGAAAAGAAGGAACAGAUGCCUCUACAAUCUCCAAAGAUUAGGACUGAUAUAGGAGAUCAGUGCUCAAGACUCUUAGAACUAGUGAAAGAUAUUUCUAGCCACUUGGAUGUAACAGCUCUUUGCCACAAAAUUUUUCUGCACAUCCAUGAGCUUAUAGCUGCAGAUCGCUAUUCCCUUUUCCUGGUCUGUGAGGACAGUUCCAAUGAGAAAUUUCUUGUCAGCCGGCUGUUUGAUGUUGCAGAAGGUUCCACCUUGGAAGAAGCUUCCAACAAUUGCAUCCGCUUGGAAUGGAACAAGGGGAUUGUGGGACACGUAGCAGCCUUGGGCCAGCCUUUGAAUAUCAAGAAUGCAUAUGAGGAUCCCCGAUUCAAUGCAGAGGUCGACCAGAUCACAGGGUAUAAGACACAGAGUAUUCUUUGUAUGCCAAUAAAGAACCACAGGGAAGAGGUUGUUGGUGUGGCUCAAGCUAUUAAUAAGAAAUCUGGAAUUGGUGGCACGUUCACAGAGCAAGAUGAAAAGGAUUUUGCUGCUUAUCUAACAUUCUGUGGAAUUGUUCUUCACAAUGCCCAGCUGUAUGAGACAUCAUUGCUUGAAAAUAGGCGUAACCAGGUGCUUCUUGAUCUUGCUAGUUUGAUUUUUGAAGAGCAGCAAUCCUUGGAAGUAAUUUUGAAGAAGAUAGCUGCAACUAUAAUCUCCUUCAUGCAGGUGCAGAGAUGCACCAUUUUCAUAGUGGAUGAAGAUUGCCCUGAUUCCUUUUCUAGUGUGUUUCACAUGGAGUCUGAGGAAUUGGAAGAUUCAGCUGAUGUCCUAAAGAGGGACUACGAUACAAACAAAAUCAAUUAUAUGUAUGCUCAGUAUGUCAAGAAUACAAUGGAACCUCUUAAUAUACCAGAUGUCUGCAAAGACAGAAGAUUUCCAUGGACGAAUGAAAAUGCAGAAAAUAUAAACCAGCACGUAAAGAGUUUGCUGUGUACGCCAAUAAAAAAUGGGAAGAAGAAUAAAGUGAUAGGUGUGUGUCAGCUUGUGAAUAAGAUGGAAGAAAACUCAGGUAAAAUCAAGGCUUUCAAUAGAAAUGACGAACAGUUUUUGGAAGCUUUUGUCAUCUUUUGUGGUUUGGGGAUCCAGAAUACCCAAAUGUAUGAAGUUGUGGAGAGAGCCAUGGCCAAGCAGAUGGUGACAUUAGAGGUCCUCUCAUAUCAUGCUUCAGCUGCUGAAGAAGAAACAAGGGAGCUGCAGGUAACAGCGGCUGCUGUAGUGCCAUCUGCACAGUCUCUAAACCUGACUGACUUCAACUUCAGUGACUUUGAGCUUUCAGAUUUUGAGACAACGCUGUGUACAAUUCGAAUGUUCACAGAUCUCAACCUGGUGCAAAAUUUCCAAAUGAAACAUGAGGUUCUUUGCAGAUGGAUUUUAAGUGUGAAGAAAAAUUAUCGGAAAAAUGUUGCAUAUCACAAUUGGAGACAUGCAUUUAAUACAGCCCAGUGCAUGUUUGCUGCCUUGAGAUCAGGUAAAAUUCAGAGCAAGCUGACUGAUCUAGAAACGCUUGCUUUGCUGAUAGCAGCACUGAGCCAUGAUUUGGAUCAUAGAGGGGUGAACAACUCUUACAUACAGAGAAGCGAACAUCCCCUGGCUCAGCUCUACUGCCACUCCAUCAUGGAGCAUCACCAUUUUGAUCAGUGCCUGAUGAUCCUGAAUAGUCCGGGAAACCAGAUUCUCAGCAGCCUUUCUAUUGAAGAAUACAAGGCCACUUUGAAAAUGAUAAAACAAGCCAUUCUUGCCACAGACUUGGCACUGUACAUUAAGAGAAGGGGAGAGUUUUUUGAACUUCUAAGAAAGAAGCAGUUUGACUGGGAAGAUCCUAUGCAAAAAGAGCUAUUUUUAGCAAUGCUGAUGACUGCCUGUGAUUUGUCAGCAAUAACAAAACCCUGGCCAGUUCAACAACGGAUAGCUGAGCUUGUAGCCACUGAAUUUUUUGACCAAGGAGACAAGGAAAGAAAGGAACUCAACAUAGAGCCAACAGAUCUAAUGAACAGAGAGAAGAAAAAUAAGAUCCCUAGCAUGCAGGUUGGAUUCAUAGAUGCCAUUUGUUUACAGCUGUAUGAGGCCAUGACUCACGUAUCUGAGGCCUGUUAUCCUUUGUUGGAUGGCUGUAGAAAGAACAGACAGAAAUGGCAAUCCUUAGCAGAACAGCAGGAGAAGAAUCUGAUUAACGGAGAAAGUAAUCAGUCCAAACGGAACUGAGUUGCUGGGUUAGCAAACACAUGCUUUAAGUUUACUCUAAAGAUACAAUAAUUUGGGAAUACUGCAUUUUGCUAUACACUGUGUGUGGAUUUUGUGUAUGCUUUACCACUGCUGUAUUAUUUUUUCCACAGCCUUUAAAAGCACAGCAUGAUCAUUUUUAUGUCAGUGUUCUAUAAUGAUUGUAUAUUCUUAUAUUUUAUUUGCAUGUGGUGAAACUAUAGAUUUGCAGGUAGUUUAUUCUACCCAGUUCUACAUAGAGGUACAACUUGCUGAUACUGGACUUGGUUGGAGGGCUUUCAGCUUUACAGAUGUGUAUAUAUAGAUGUUUAGUGUUUGUGACUGGCCAGUACCUUAAAAAAUAUCAUAUUCAGCACCUUGCUUCCCCUUAUUUUUUUUGUUGCAUCCUCGUAUGUAAGUAGUGAGCGAUGUUGUCUGCUCUCCCGCAAGUUGCCAGGAGGCAAGAAGGAUCUUGGUGAUUGAGGUUUGCAUUAAUGGCUGAAUCUAAUACUUGUUAUACUGAUAGAAUUUCCAUUGAAGUCAAUG